CCACGUGCAAAUUGCAGGAAAUAGGCAAGUACUGUGAUCGACAUUGGGGUUGUGGAGAGGUGGCAGGUGGCAUAUAUUGACAGCUACAUCCGAUUAUCCGGCAAGACGUCUCGACCACAGACACCGCGAUCUUCGGCUCCUGUCUGUGUAUGUAAGCAAUAGAGGCACAAGCGCCCGCAAGGUGUAGAGCGCGAGGGCGCCGAGAUCUCGACAUCAUGAGUCUGGACACAGCACUGUUGUCCAGGAAGCUGGAAGCAUACAAGAGGGAGCAAGACAUGGCCAGGAUCCGCCGAGACAGGAGGAAUGACACGAACGCGAGAAAGGUCCAGUUCGUGCCCAAGUUUGCAGCAAAGCAGUUUGUAGCCACUGCUACACCUGCUAGUGCGAAGCCUACGAACCGGAAUGAUCACGUGGCAAGGAUUCAACCGAUUGCAGAACCAGUCGCGCACGAUGGCAGCAGUCGUCUCAUGGAGAAGAGCCAUGUAUACGCGGCCAUGUGUGUGGGAUUGAACAAACCAGAUGGCGUACCGACGACCAUUAUCCCCGAAGCCAAGCCGUCCGGGAGCAGAGCCUUGGGGAAGCGCGACUCAAUAUACCGACCCGGAGAUGCGGCCAAACGACGCUCUAUGUUCGAAAUGUCAUAUCCGAGCGACAUGACGACGCACAGCGACUUCCACCUCCAGCGAAGGACGUCGAAUCCGGCGCUGCAGGAUGUCCAUCUCAGCCACAGUCUCGACCGCGUAAAGAAGUCUGCUCUGCCGCAACUCGAGGAAAGCUCGAGGGCGUCGGUGAGUAGUAUUCCGAGACCAAAGUUAAUGCCGAAUGAUCGGCCGGACUGGAUCCAACGAUCGGAGAAUGGAGAUGCGUCGCAGUCGCACCAUGGCUUGCAUUUGUUUGCGCGGACAAAGGGUGACCAUCCUGCUGCGCAAGAGGGGGGUUCUGCCCUAGAGACGGGACAUCUCGUUGCGGAUGCUGUCAAAGUGAUCAAGCGGCAGGAAAAGUCGCAUCGGAGGAAAAGUGUGUUGGAAUUUUUCAAAAAGUUGUAGUUGGAUGCAUGUGUGGGUGGGUGGGAGAGCUGUUGUUUUAUUUUUAUUUUUAUUUUUUAUUUUUUCUUUUUCCUGGUGUCAGUCACAACGCGGUCACACAUGUAUCUUCCUUUGUGUGUUUUCAUGGCUGGGAGAAAGCGCCAUUCCUGACUUUACAAGAUGAUGAUGAUGGUGGUGGUGGAUAUCAUGUUGUGGUGGUGGUGGCGGUAAUUAUCACUGUGGUGUUGUGAGAAUCAGCCUCCCAAUGUCACAUGCUGCCUACCUCCUACCUAGGUAAUGGAUAUACCUAUAAUAUAUACCACCCUCACCUCCAGGAGAUACCACUACUCCAUCAGCGAGCAAAAGAAUCAACCAAGGUAGC
Molecule: messenger RNA, 1407 nt
Organism: Sphaerulina musiva SO2202
Lineage: Eukaryota; Fungi; Ascomycota; Dothideomycetes; Mycosphaerellales; Mycosphaerellaceae
Exons: 2
Coding region: 216-1046 (276 amino acids)
Source: RefSeq, a predicted model, not a curated record